AUGAAGGAGAAACUGCCGGCUGCUCUAGAAAUUCUAGCGGAUGACUUUUUUACUGUCGUUCAUUGUGUUCAUUUCCAGGAGGAGAUCGAGACACAAAAGCAGCAACACGAGGCCAGAGUCAUGUCUAUCCGAACGGAGGAGAAGCAGAAGAUGGACAAGAUGGCAGACGAUCUGGACCAGAAGUGGAGAGACGCGCUCAGAGAGGAGGUGCGUCUGCUGAAAGAUGAGUUGAACGAGGAGUAUGAGGCGGACAAACAGGCCGCGCUGAACCAGCUCUCGCAGCAGAAGGAACUGGACCUGAUGGCAGCGAGGGAGAACUGGCAACGCAAGGUGGAGGAUCUACUGGAGCAGAUCUCGUUGCUGAAGCAGAGUCUGGAGCUCCAGUUGUCCCAGUCUCAGGCCGCGCUACAGCAGCUGCAAUCUCAGUUCAGCCAGGAGAGGGAGCAUCUCACACAGCAGCUCAAAGAGCUGCAGAGGGAGCACCAGAGGAGAGAGCACCGGCUGCAGGAGGCUCACUGCUGCGCCCUCAGUACCAUGGAGGAGGCCCGGCAGCACCAGAUCAGGGCGUUGGAGGAGCGGCUGAAGCAGGAGCAGAGGGAGGAGGUGCAUGCGCUGAAGGAGGCGCACAGACGGACACUGGACAUCCUCCGGCAACAGUCCGACCAGGAGCUGCAGACUCUGCGCUUCGAGCUGGAGGACGAGGGCAAAGCCAAACUGGCCUCUCUUCGCGCUGAGCUGAACCACAUUCACGCCACGGCCAUCGAGCACCUGAAGCAGAUCCACCUGAAGGAGCACACAGUGGCCAAACGAGAGCUGGAGAAGGCCAUUGAGCACAGCCGACAACAGGUUACAACCGCUCAUUAUAUUGAGCAGGAGCUGGUGAUGCGCCUCACCGAGAUGCAGUCUGAGGUGUGUUCCCGUAGCAACCGCAUCACGGACCUGGACCACGAGAUCCACUCCCUGAACGAGACCAUCGACACGCUGACCCGGGAGCUGGAGCACAAGGGCAAAGAGGUGCUGAGGGUGCGGAGCGAGGCUAACCACCAGAUCAGUGCCAUGGCUAACAGAAGCAUGGCUAGCCAGAGCGACAUAACCCGCGUUAUUGCUUUGCUAGAGAAAUGGAGAGAGGCUGAGAGACAGCAUACAGCAUCAGAGACGUCCUGGCAGCUGCAGCAGCAGUCCAAUGGCGCUGAUGAUAGUGGGACAGCACUGCCCUGGAAAGAGGCUGAGGCAGUUUGGCUCGAGAAAGAUCGUUUUCUAAUGCAGCGAGGGGAUGAGUUGCUUGUGUCCACUCAGGAAACUUUGGAGGCAGGAGACUGUCCAGAUCUAAAUGAGCUCCAAGAGCACUUCUGUGAGAGGUUGCUUCACUUGGAGGUGCGAAAUGGUCUUUGGCUUCAGAAGGACGCCUGGUACAAAAGGGAAAAACUUAUACAGAAGGAGCUCAAGUUCCAGAAGGCCAGGAAUUAUCUCUUGAAUAAGCAAUAUGCAGACUUUCGCGAUAGAUGGGGAAGUUUCAUUACAAAUGGACCGGCACAAAGCAGCCGGGUGCAGCAGGAAACAGAGGUGAACUUGCUGCAGAGUCCAGAGGUAAGUUCUGAGGAUGGACUUGAAGCAGAACAUCCCGUUGAGAAUAGGCCGGCACAAAACAGCCGGAUGCAGCAGGAAACAGAGGUGAACUUGCUGCAGAGUCCAGAGGCGCAGCAGGAAACAGAGGUGAACUUGCUGCAGAGUCCAGAGGUAAGUUCUGAGGAUGGACUAAAAGCAGAACCUUCCAACAUUCAAGAAUCUGUUUCGGAGCAGAGACUCGAGAACAUGGAGCGCGAGAACAUGGAGCGCGAGAACGUGGAGCGCGAGAACAUGGAGCGCGAGAACAUGGAGCGCGAGAAAAAUAUUUGCUCCUGA
Knipowitschia caucasica is the source of this 1902-nucleotide messenger RNA. NCBI's taxonomy places the organism in Eukaryota, Metazoa, Chordata, Actinopteri, Gobiiformes, Gobiidae. The record is from the annotation of a GenBank genome assembly.